This is a messenger RNA of Oryzias melastigma (Indian medaka), 2368 nucleotides long. It is a transcript of the gene bmb, whose product is annotated as brambleberry. The transcript is spliced from 13 exons. The record is from RefSeq and is a predicted model, not a curated record. The coding region runs from base 378 to 2249 and encodes 623 amino acids. Lineage: Eukaryota; Metazoa; Chordata; Actinopteri; Beloniformes; Adrianichthyidae.
UGUCUUUUAUUCAGAGCUACUAAUUUUCCUCGUUUUGCUACCACGAAAUAGAUUUCAAGGUGUCAAUCACGGCAGUUUUACCAGUAGCAACCAGCUGACAGUAACCGAACCAAGGAGUGGUUUGUAAUUUACACCUCGAUGCUGGCGCCGGGAGGGGCGGACACCUUUUCUUUAGAUCUCGUUACCACCCACAUUGACAUAGUGAUCAUUUUGGGUUUAAGUGGUACAGAAAUCAAACGAACUCCCAACGUGUCUUUAAAAAAAUGCGAGUAAUUCUAUUGGCUGAGGAGGGACGCAAAUAAUGCUGUCAUUUCCAUCAGCUGUGCGGAUUCAGACUAUCAGAUCUGCGGCGGACCGUUCUGUGACACUAAACAGAUAUGUGUCUCCUGACGCUCCGCCUGCACCUCCUGCUGACCGCCUGCAUGCUGGCCUGUCCUGCAGUCACUGCCCUGUUUGAGUGGCUAAGGUCAGCGCCUCCUCCUGCAGCGGCGCCGCCUCCUCCGUCGCCUCCAGCCCACCUUGAAAGGGAUGCUCCAUUUGAGAUGAUGACUGCAGAUGAGAAGUUUCUGGCUGAGGCAAAGCAGAUGGAGCUCAGUCCAUUGACCAGCUGUCAUUUCAGUGUUGUUGCUCAGCUGAAGUCGAGCUGUGAAAACCUUUCUGAAGAAAAUCUUGCAAAGCUUGGAGUGGCUCUGUUUAACUGCCAAGCAGAGGCCGAGGGGCGUCCAACGUUCCAGUGUACGGACGAAAUGNNCAUCAAAGAGUGCACAGCAGGCAUGGAUUCCGACACAUGGAAUGCAUACCUCAUUGUAAGCAACCGAGCGCGCUCUGUUUGUUAUGCAACCCGGCAGCAACUUUUCCGGCGCAGAGCGGAGCAGACGGUCAAUGCCCUCAUCUCCACGGCAACCAGUCAGCUGGAUGCAAUGAAAGACCUGAAGGAGGGACAGUUGGAGCUGAAAGAACUGACUUCUGCGUCUCUGGAGAAGCUCCUGGAGGGUCACAGCACCCUGCAGGCUCAACAAGGGAAGCUACACGAGGGCCAGGGUCAGAUGGAGAGUUCAAUGCGGGAGAACCUGGAGCGUCUGGGUCAGGAGAAGGCCCUGAUCACCUCAGGACAGGAACUGGUGGCUCAGCUCAUUCAGGGCAUCACCAAAAAAAUGGAGAAUGUUAGCGAGCACCUGCAGAUCCACAACUCUGAGGUGCAGGACAGCCACAAGGCGAUAGUUGAAGACCUCACUGAAGUCAGACAUCAAGCUCAGGACAUCUACCAUAAGAUCGACAACAGCAUGGGGGAGUUUCUGCAGUACCAGGACCAAACUUCACAAUACUACACUGACCUGAUGACCAAACUGGAGCACAUGAACAGCACGCUGGGAUUCAUGUUGCACUACCUGGAUACCAUGCAGACCCGAGUGGAGGAGCGGCUUCACAUGAUCCAGGGCUACCUGGGCUGGGCAGGUUUGAGUCUGACAGCCAUGUGGACAUGCGUCAUACACAUAGGCUACUUUGUUUUGUGUGCGGUCCUGCUGACAUUCCUGCGGUGUCCAGCUUUCUCUCGAGUCCUGCUGUUGUUCACCGUUCCCCUGAACGCAGCGGCGGAAGUCAACCAGCAGCCGGCGCUGGAUCUCGGCAGCCUCAGCCUGCUUCUUCUCACUCUGUCUCUGGGUCACUGGUGUUUGAAUUGGCUCUGGUUGAGCUUCCAGAUGAGAGAGAAGACAGCUGCUCCACUGUCACCGGUUCAAAGUAGCAAUACUGAGCCGCGGAAGCAGGAAAUGUUGAUGUGCAACAAGUUUCCACCUUCUUCAACACCACAGAGACAUGAAAAGGACUCCGUGGAAGAGGAUGACCUGCUUCAUCAGCGCAGCUUCUUAUCUGGUGAUCUUGGCGUGUCAGCAGUGUCUCCCUUUCCCAAUAAACCAGGACGAGAGUCUAGAUUUGGACCGGUACACGAAUCGUUAAACCACUCCACCCCGAGACCGAGACCAACACCGGUUUUCUCAGGGGCUCUGUUCAGUGACAUCACUCCGAGGAACCUGGGGGGUGGCUUUGACGCACUGAACGACUCGCUCGGGUUCAGGAACGACUCGAGAAGUGCUAGUCCAACCCCGUCCCUCAGCAACAGCUCUCUGACAGGCCGCCAGCUCUGUAACGGAAUCACAAAAACGGGAAAACCUUGCAAGAAGCGAGCCGUCCCAGGACAGGAGUACUGUCGAGUCCACGAAGGAGGCCACUCCUCCUACGUUCACUCCUGAACCUCUCUUUGAAUGGAGUUUCCAGAAGCUCCACUGUUUUUAAAAGCAGGUUUUAAAUGUCGCACGUGUAUGAUUUUUUUUUUUUGUUGCUUUUUAAAAUAAAUUAUUUCAUUCUACAA